GCCUAAAGCAAUUUCCGGUGACAGGCUGAAGCGUCAGACCCACGGCAGUAGACUCAGUCCACGCGCGUGUUGUUAACUACAACGCCUUCACUCCAUCACGGAACCACACAACAGUCAACGAGAACAGCCUUCAACCCCAAUGGAAGUGUUAGUUCCGUCGUAAAUGAUAGCACUUAACGUGUGUUGCCGUUGGAAGUGAGUGUGGGGAUUAAAGGAGAGCAGUGCGUGGGGCUGAGUGGCAUCCACAAGCAAGCUUCUGACCGAACGGCCGGAUAAAGUUGACCUAACAAGUUUGCUGGAGGAUUCCAGGAGAAAGACAUUUAUAAAAUGCCUGUGGCAACAUCUUGUUCUGACUCUGCCAUGCAUCAGGCCUUCGACACGCUGAGUGACAGCAUCAGCUCCACCACCGCCAAUGACCUGGACCUCAUCUUCCUCAAAGGCAUCAUGGAGAGCCCCAUGGCUAAUGAGCGCUUUGAAGAGCCCAAGCUUGAGGCAGUGAGGGAGAACAACGUGGAGCUGGUCCAGGACAUCCUCAAGGAGCUCAGUCCUCUGGCACACAGGAGCCACACAGCCGACGAGCUGCUCCGUAUCUUGAAGGAGCCCCAUUUUCAGUCUCUCCUGGAGACCCAUGACUCUGUAGCUUCUAAAAACUAUGAGACUCCUCCUCCAAGCCCCUGUGCCUUCAUGGAUGCAGCUCUCAACAACCAACCUGUCCCACCUGACGCCGUCAGGAUGGUGGGCAUCCGAAAGGUGUCUGGUGAGCACCUGGGAGUAACAUUUCGAGUGGAGAGUGGCGAGUUGGUGAUCGCCAGAAUCCUCCAUGGAGGCAUGAUUGACCAGCAAGGUCUGCUCCAUGUGGGGGACAUCAUUAAGGAGGUGAAUGGCAAGGAGGUGGGGAACGACCCCAAAGUGCUACAGGAGAUGCUGAAGCAGGCGAGUGGAAGCGUGGUGCUGAAGAUCCUGCCCAGCUAUCAGGAGCCACACACACCCAGACAGGCCUUUGUUAAGUGUCACUUUGACUACGACCCAUCCCACGAUAACCUGAUUCCCUGUAAAGAAGCAGGGCUUGGAUUCUGCAGUGGCGACAUUCUGCAAAUAUUCAACCAGGAAGACCUCAACUGGUGGCAGGCCUGCCACAUCCAGGGAGGUAGUGCAGGUUUAAUUCCAAGUCAGCUCCUUGAGGAGAAGAGGAAAGCCUUUGUGAAAAGAGAUCUGGAGCUUGUUACUACAGGUCCUCUGUGUGCUGGAAUGGGUGGCAAGAAGAAGAAAAAGAUGAUGUAUUUAACCACUAAGAAUGCAGAAUUUGAUCGUCACGAGUUGCGAAUCUAUGAAGAGGUCGCCAAGGUGCCGCCGUUCAGGAGGAAGACGUUGGUCCUGAUUGGUGCCCAGGGCGUUGGCCGUCGCAGUCUAAAGAACAAGCUGCUGGUGUUGGAUCCCCAGCGUUAUGGCACCACCAUCCCUUUCACCUCCAGGAAGCCAAAGGUAGACGAGAAGGACGGUCAGAUGUACUCCUUCAUGACACGCAGCGAGAUGGAGUGUGACAUCAAAAACGGCCGUUUCUUGGAACAUGGCGAGUACGACGGGAACUUGUAUGGUACGAAAAUCAACUCCAUACAAGAGGUGACAGAAACAGGGAAGAUUUGCAUCCUGGAUGUCAAUCCCCAGUAUACGUUCCUAAAGGCUCUCAAAGUCCUGCGGACGUCAGAGUUCUUGCCCUACGUUGUUUUCAUUGAGGCGCCUGAUUUUGAGGUCCUCAAAGCCAUGAACAAAUCAGCAAUCGAGUCUGGAGUGGUCACUAAACAGUUAACGGACUCCGAGCUCAAGAGGACGGUGGAUGAGAGCGAGCGCAUUAAGAGGGCCUACGGACAUUACUUUGACCUCUGUAUCGUAAACGAUGGCCUAGAAGCAACCUUCCGAAAUCUACGGGCCGCCAUGGAAAAACUGUUUAACGAGCAGCAGUGGGUGCCUGUCAACUGGGUGUUUUGAAGAAUGGCGGACGAUUUAACCCCCACGGCGCCGUCCAAGUGGGUGUUUUUGAACUUGGUGUUGUAUUUAAUUUGUAAUACUUCUGUUGAUUUUGGAACUGUUCUAGAGCUAACGGGGUUUAGUGCAAUGGUGAGAGUGGGUGUGUUGUUAUGGAACUAGAUAUAGAAUAGGGAUGGGCAUAAAAAGCAAACCAUUGGUCAGUUGUGAAGAUUUUAUUGUCUAAGCAAUUGAGGCAAAGUGGAAUGCACUGCUUAACCACUAGAGGCGCUGUUGAUUCAGUUUACUGUACUUUAAUCCUUAAAGCUGGGGUACUUGAAUCUUGUGUCACCAGGCAGAAUUCUAACUGUAAAUCCCGCCCCUGACACUACGCACCUUUCUGAUAGUCCCUCCUAGUCUCCUAGAGACUGUAGGUGCACACGCAUAGCUUGUUGACAGUCUUAAGUUGCAUUGAAGGAUGUCCUAGUUCCUAUUUUGGUGCAGACUAUCUGUUACACACGUCACCAUGCAAAAGUAUACACCAAAUAUAGGACAAAUUGAACAAUUGGUUACCUGUCUAGAAGGAAAACAGCCACUUGCGUGACCAAAGUUAGUCCAAGACCGGCCCGCAAUGCCCUCCAUCUUGAAUGCGCCGGACCAAUAUUUAUCGGUUUGGCUCAUCUUAGAUUUAUUUUUAUAGAUCUACAGCGUCUUUCUUUUCUUACUCGGAUUUCCUUUUUGUUUUGUUUUUAUCAGUAUAUGCUGUAACAGCAAGCACAGGUAUUGCGGUCUUUCCAGGUGGUGUUAGGCAGCCAUGCUUUACUGCAAACAAGCUUGCUUCACUAUAUAUCGCGUCAGCCAAAGAGGAGGCUCACCCCUCCUUUCUCUAAAUCUUGUGGUUGGAUCUGGAGGGGUUGAUCGCCACUAAAAUACUUAAUUAUAAGAAACAGACAGCACACAGAUGUACGAUUUUUUCUGAAAUAAUUACUGUUACGAUAUACUAUAUGAUGCUAAUAUGAUUUUUUUUUAAAGUAAAAUAAUAUAACUCGGGUACCCCAGCUUUAAGGCUCCUUAAAAUAUAAAUUAAAAUGUGUACCUUUAGGCCCAAAAAUGUAACAUAAAAACAUUACUUUUCACUUUUGCCACAUCAGAUCUUUUCACCAGACAUAACUGUCAACCUUCCCGUUUUGGCCGGGUAAUCACAUUAUUUGUAUUACUUUCUCCCGGUCACCUUUUCUCCCCCUGGAUUUUGUCAACAUGAAAAAUGGAAUGCUCAACAAUACUGCUGCUACCACAGCGGGUCCACUCGGCACCUCAAAAGGUGGGCUGGUGACAGCUGCACGGCAAGUUACAUUCAAUAAAAUCAACAACGCCAGAGAGAUGGAUGGACAUCUCUGACAAAAAUCCAAACUUUGAGUAAAUACUUUGACAAAUAAAUCAUAGGAAACUAUUAUCUUUCUCCAAAGAAGAGCAGGCAGCUGCUCACACUUCCUGCUUUCUGUAACAUUGAAGGAGAAAAGACAGAAAAAUAUAUUUCAAAUAUAAGUGCCAGAUUUGUUUUUAUUUUCAUUUAUGUAAAGUUACAUGGUUCUUUGUUAGAAGCCUCAUAUUCCAUCUGACCGAUGUGUUUGUCAAUGUUCAGUGACACUAUUGUGAUAGAAGGGACAAGGAUUCAAAUCCCCUCCAGCACAUUAAGGGCCUGAUUUACCAAAGGUUUGCGUGGGCUAAAACACGUGCAAACUUGAUUGCACAUUUCAUAGAUUCGCUUUGCGUGUGCUAAGAGGAUUGCGUCUGUUCAAUGAGCAGAAUAAGGUGUGCAAUCCAUUUUGCAUCUCUGUCUUCAUUAAAAUGCAAAAUAUAUGUUGAUCAUCAAAACACCCACAAUAUUGGGAGGAGAAAAUGCAAAUAUUAUACAGCAAUGUGAUUCAUCAACACUCAUCACCGUUUUGGGAGCACUAUUUAGCUUGUUUGAAAAGGACGUGCAAACUGACAGUUCCACACAAAGCUGUGAGAGGGCUGUUGGCGCUGCAAAGACACAGAGAAUUCCUCAUCCUGUGUGUAAAUUUUAACAUAUUUAAACAGUCAAAAAUAAAAAAAUAUCAGACAUCUAUUCAGCAACAGCCUUUUAUAAUUUCAUAGCUGCUAGAU
Entelurus aequoreus (snake pipefish) is the source of this 4110-nucleotide messenger RNA. It is a transcript of the gene mpp2b, whose product is annotated as MAGUK p55 scaffold protein 2b. NCBI's taxonomy places the organism in Eukaryota, Metazoa, Chordata, Actinopteri, Syngnathiformes, Syngnathidae. The transcript is spliced from 13 exons. Gene Ontology annotation, molecular function: protein binding. Gene Ontology annotation, cellular component: cell-cell junction; plasma membrane. The coding region runs from base 328 to 1986 and encodes 552 amino acids. The record is from RefSeq and is a predicted model, not a curated record.